This is a messenger RNA of Paramisgurnus dabryanus, 12163 nucleotides long. It is a transcript of the gene tenm4, whose product is annotated as teneurin transmembrane protein 4. Gene Ontology annotation, molecular function: cell adhesion molecule binding; protein heterodimerization activity; protein homodimerization activity. The record is from RefSeq and is a predicted model, not a curated record. Lineage: Eukaryota; Metazoa; Chordata; Actinopteri; Cypriniformes; Cobitidae. Gene Ontology annotation, biological process: signal transduction; heterophilic cell-cell adhesion; neuron development. Gene Ontology annotation, cellular component: neuron projection; membrane.
GAUGCAGCACUACACGACUGCAGCAAAACACACGGCUCGUAUCAUCCACGCGUGAAACGCUGCCCAUUGGACAUUUCUCCUGCUUUUGAUUUUCCAAACGGGACAUGAUAAUGACGAGAGAGCUACAUUAACAGCCAAACAUCUCUUAAACACCACACUGGUUUAAAGGACACAUUUCUAACCUCCGAUACGCUGGAUAGACGCCUUCCUUUCCAGAAAUGAAUCCUAAGGACUGAUUCAGCCCUUUCAUUUGAUGUUGAGUCGAGAGACAAGAUUGCCAUGGAAGUGAAAGAACGCAGACCUUACCGCUCCCUGACCUCCAGACGGGACACGGAGCGUCGGUACACCAGUUCAUCAGCCGACAGCGAGGAUGGCAAGCUCAACCCAAAGUCUUACAGCUCCAGUGAGACCCUCAAAGCUUUCGACCAGGACUCCAGAUUAGCUUAUGGCAGCCGGGUCAAAGACGUUGUGCACCAUGAGGCCGACGAGUUCAGCAGGCAGGGUGCAGACUUCUCUCUUAGAGACAUGGCCUUUGCGGAUCCAGUGUUGCCCCAUAUGACAUCAUAUAGGACAGAAAUGGGCCUGCCCCAUCGUGACUACUCUGUCAGCGUGGGGUCGGAUGCUGACACAGAAACGGAUGGGAUCAUGUCCCCGGAGCACGCUGUCCGUCUCUGGGGUCGCAGCAACCCCAAAUCAGGCCGUAGCUCCUGCCUAUCCAGCAGGGCCAAUUCCAACCUCACCUUAACCGACACGGAGCACGAAAACACAGAAAACGGUGCACCUCUCCAUUGCUCAUCUGCAUCCUCUUCCCCUGUCGACUCCCCCUACCCUCCCCCCUCCCAUGCAGCGAAUCAGGGCCAUGGAAGGUUGCUAGGUAACAGUGGGGCUCAGGCCGGCCGGGACUCUGAGUCAGAAGAUGAGUUUGGCCCCAAUUCAUUCUUAGUUAAAACCGGCUCAGGGAACGUCUGUGCUCUGGCCACUGCGACUGCUAACGAAGGCUCCUUCCAGAAUCAUUCCCGUUUACGGACGCCGCCGCUGCCCCUCUCUCACUCCCACUCGCCCAGUCAGCACCACAGCGCCUCCGUUGGCUCCCUGAGUCACAGCAACUACACCCAGCGCAGUAACCCGAGCCCGGCACCCACCGAUAACUCGACUCUCAAUGAGGGUCCUCCCAGUGCCCAGGACUCAGGCAGCGCCCAGGACAACUGGCUUUUAAACAGCAACGUCCCACUAGAGACCAGGAGCCAGAAUACUCUAAUGUUUAUCAGAGAAGAACAGGACGCUUGCAGAGAGAGGCAUGGGUCGUACAACACAAGAAACAUAGCAAAGCAGACAUUCCUAGAGACUUUACAGGACAACUUUAUAGAGAUGGACACACUGGCCACAGCUCGCCGUGACGGCGCUUACACCGAUGGACACUUUCUAUUCAAGCCUGGUGGGACUUCGCCCUUAUACUGCACUACGUCACCCGGCUACCCCUUGACGUCCAGCACGGUGUACUCGCCCCCACCCCGUCCCCUGCCACGAAGCACAUUUUCGCGGCCCGCCUUCACCCUGAAGAAACCCUACAAGCAUUGCAACUGGAAAUGUGCUGCCCUCAGUGCCAUUCUCAUCUCUGUCACGCUGGUGUUCCUGUUGGCCUACUUUAUUGCCAUGCACCUCUUCGGACUCAACUGGCAUUUGCAGCCGAUGCAGAGGCAAAUUUAUCAGUUGACAGAGGACAACACAAGUGGCCUGCAUCUACCGACGGACCUGGGCUUGCCACCUUUAGGCAACACGGGUCUGGAGUUCCCUGACCGAGGAAUCAAAGAUGAUGGUAAACUAGACGGCUUUUUCCCAGAGGACAGCUUCAUAGACAUGGGAGAGAUAGACGUGGGACGCAAAGUCGGACAGCUGAUCCCGCCAGGAAUCUUUUGGAGGUCGCAGGUCUUUAUCGACCACCCCAUGUACCUCAAAUUCAACGUGUCUCUCAGUAAAGAUGCAUUGGUGGGGAUCUAUGGAAGAAGAGGGCUGCCUCCAUCACACACACAGUUUGACUUUGUGGAACUGUUGGACGGUCGUCGGCUCCUGGCUCAGGGGGUGCCGAGCAUCGAAGGGCCACCUUUUCCAGCCCAGCAACGAAGCCUGGCUCCCCUAACCAAUCACGAUACGGGAUUCAUACAGUACAUGGACUCGGGCAUCUGGCACCUGGCCGUGUACAAUGAUGGAAAGGAAACAGAACAGGUGUCGUUUCUAACAACUGCAAUUGACUCGAUUGAUGACUGUCCUAGUAACUGUUUUGGGAAUGGAGACUGCGUAGCCGGAAACUGCCACUGUUUUCCCGGCUUCAGAGGACCUGACUGCAGCAGAGCGUCCUGUCCCGUACUGUGCAGUGGAAACGGUCAGUACCUGAAAGGACGUUGCAUGUGUCACAGUGGCUGGAAAGGGUCCGAAUGUGACGUUCCUACCAACCAGUGCAUCGACAUCACUUGCAGCGGACACGGCACGUGCAUUGUGGGAACGUGCAUCUGUAAUCCAGGCUACAAGGGGGAGAACUGUGAAGAAGUGGACUGCAUAGACCCAACCUGCUCAGGGAGAGGAGUUUGUGUACGUGGAGAAUGUCACUGUUUUGUUGGAUGGGGAGGACCUGGAUGCGAAAGUCCACGCGCUUCAUGUAUGGAGCAGUGCUCGGGUCAUGGGACCUUCUUGGCUGAUACCAAUUCAUGUAAUUGUGACCCCAACUGGACCGGUCACGACUGCUCCACAGAGCUGUGCGCAGCCGACUGUGGUGGACACGGCAUCUGCGUGGCGGGCAGCUGCCGUUGCGACGAGGGCUGGAUGGGCACCGGAUGUGAGCAACGGGCGUGUCACCCGCGCUGCAGCGAGCAUGGGACGUGCAAAGAUGGAAAAUGCGAAUGCAGCCCAGGCUGGAACGGAGAGCACUGUACCAUCGCUCACUAUCUGGAUAAGGUAGUGAAAGAGGGCUGUCCUGGUCUGUGCAAUGGCAACGGCAGAUGCACGCUCGGUAAUAAUGGCUGGUACUGCGUUUGUCAGCUGGGCUGGCGGGGAGCAGGCUGCGACACAUCAAUGGAGACGGCCUGCAGCGACGGCAAGGACAACGAUGGAGAUGGUUUGAUGGACUGCAUGGACCCGGAUUGCUGCCUGCAGACUUCUUGUCACACCACGUCUCUAUGUGUGGGCUCCCCUGAUCCACUAGACAUCAUCCAGGAAUCACAGAUCUCCUCUACCCAGAGCACCCUGCAGUCAUUUUACCACCGUGUCCGCUUUCUGGUUGGCCGGGACAGUACCCACGUCAUCCCUGGUGUCAAUCCGUUUGACGGCAUUCAUGCUUGUGUUAUCCGAGGACAAGUGGUGACUUCAGACGGAACGCCGUUGGUUGGUGUGAAUAUCAGCUUCAUCAAUAAACCAGCCUAUGGGUAUAGCAUCACCCGACAGGAUGGCAGCUUCGACCUGGUGAGUAAUGGGGGCGUGGCCAUAGCCCUAAGGUUUGAACGUGCUCCGUUUAUCACUCAAGAGCACACCUUGUGGUUGCCGUGGGGACGAUUUUUCGUUAUGGACACCAUCGUGAUGCGGCACGAGGUGAACGACAUCCCCAGUUGUGAUCUGAGCAGCUUCACCCGGCCCAUGCCCAUAGUUCUGCCCGCCCCGCUGACGGCAUUCGCCGGGACCUGCAACGAGAGGGGUGCCGUCGUCCCAGAGAUUCAGACUCUCCAAGAAGAGGUGCAAAUCUCGGGUACAGACAUGCGUCUGGGGUACCUGAGCAGCCGGACAGCGGGGUAUAAAUCGCUUCUGCGUAUCACCCUGACACAUUCAACCAUCCCCUUCAGUCUGAUGAAGGUUCAUCUCAUGGUGGCUGUUGAAGGAAGGCUCUUUAGGAAAUGGUUCUCAGCAGCACCAAAUCUCUCCUAUGACUUUGUCUGGGACAAGGCAGACGUCUACAGCCAAAAAGUAUACGGCCUAUCUGAAGCUUUUGUGUCAGUGGGUUUCGAGUAUGAGUCCUGCCCAGAUCUUAUCCUCUGGGAGAAGCGGACGGCCGUCCUGCAGGGAUACGAGACCACGGCGUCCAAUCUGGGUGGCUGGAGCCUGGACAAACAUCACGCACUGAACAUUCAGAGUGGUAUCCUGCACAAGGGCAACGGCGAAAACAUCUUCAUCUCCCAGCAGCCCCCAGUCAUCGGAAGCAUCAUGGGUAACGGGAGGAGACGCAGUAUCUCCUGUCCGAGCUGUAACGGGCUAGCUGACGGAAAUAAGCUGCUCGCACCCGUAGCCUUAGCCUGCGGAUCCGACGGCAGUCUUUACGUAGGAGAUUUCAACUACGUCCGUCGAAUUUUCACCACUGGAAAUGUCACAAGUGUCUUAGAGCUCAGAAAUAAAGAUUUCAGGCAUAGCAAUAGUCCUGCGCACAAAUAUUACCUGGCUACCAGCCCUGUUUCGGGGGCACUGUACCUGUCAGACACCAGCAGCAGGAAGGUCUUCAAGGUGAAGUCUUUGAAUACGGUGAAGGAUGUGGCAAAGAACCUCGAGCUAGUGGCAGGCACAGGAGAUCAGUGUUUGCCGUAUGACGAGACGCGCUGCGGCGACGGAGGGAAAGCCGUGGAGGCCACACUUACAAACCCUAGAGGCAUCACUGUGGACAAAUAUGACGUGAUCUUCUUCGUAGACGGCACCAUGAUCCGUCGUAUCGAUCAGAACGGUAUCAUAUCCACCUUGCUGGGCUUCAAUGACUUGACUUCUGCGCGACCCCUGAGCUGUGACUCCGUGAUGGACAUCUCCCAGGUACGUUUAGAAUGGCCGACAGACCUUGCGGUGAGCCCGAUGGACAAUUCCCUUUACGUGCUGGACAACAAUGUCGUCCUGCAGAUCUCAGAAAACCACCAAGUGAGAAUCGUAGCCGGUAGGCCAAUGCACUGCCAGGUACCUGGCCUGGAUCACUUCCUGGUCAGCAAAAUCGCCAUCCACGCCACCUUGGAAUCCGCCAACGCUCUCGCCGUAUCCCACAACGGCAUACUUUACAUUUCCGAAUCGGACGAGAAAAAGAUCAACCGCGUGCGACAGGUUUCCACCAAUGGGGAGAUCUCUCUGGUCGCCGGCGCCCCUAGUGGCUGCGACUGCAAGAACGACGCAAACUGCGACUGUUACUCUGGUGAUGACGGCUACGCCAAAGACGCCAAACUGAACGCACCGUCCUCGCUGGCGGUCUCACCCGAUGGAGAACUUUUCAUCGCCGAUCUGGGUAACAUACGAAUACGUUACGUCAGAAAAAACAAACCGUUCCUCAACCCGCUAAAUAUGUACGAGAUUUCCUCGCCUAUUGACGACGAACUCUACCUGUUUGACGUGAACGGGAGUCACAUCUUUACUCAAAGCCUGACCACUGGAGACUACUUGUACAACCUGACUUACUCAGGCGACGGUGAUCUGAGCAGCGUCAUGGACAAAAAUAGGAACAAAGUGACUAUUCGAAGAGACACCACUGGAUUGCCUCUUUGGCUGAUGGGUCCUGAUGGUCAGACCUUCUGGUUUACCAUUGGAACUAAUAAUGGUCUGAAAAGUGUUGCUACUCAGGGUCAAGAAGUAGCUAUGAUGACUUAUCAUGGAAGCUCAGGAUUGCUAGCCACAAAAAGCAAUGAAGAUGGGUGGACUUCCUUCUAUGAGUAUGAUAACUAUGGGCGGCUGACAAACGUAACCUACCCGACAGGAAGGGUGAGCAGCUACCGCACGGAUUCAGAAAGCACUGUGCGGGUGCAAACCGAGGGCUCCAACAAAGAAGACAUUACCGUUACCACCAACCUCUCAGCAUCUGGCACCUUCUACACACUUAUGCAAGAUCAAGUCAAAAACAGUUACUACAUUGGUUUGGAUGGCUCCUUGCGUCUGGUUUUGGCCAACGGUAUGGAAGUGUCUCUUUAUACGGAGCCUCACUUGCUGUCAGGUACCGUCAACCCGACCAUAAGCAAGAGAAACGUAACCUUACCCAUCGACAACGGACUCAACUUGGUGGAGUGGAGACAACGCAAAGAACAGGCGCGAGGGCAGGUCACGGUGUAUGGACGCAGACUCCGGGUUCAUAACCGGAACUUGUUGUCCAUGGAUUUUGACCGUGUAACCAGGACUGAGAAAGUGUAUGAUGACCACAGAAAGUUCACCUUGAGGAUUCACUAUGAUCAUGCCGGAAGACCUACUUUGUGGGCUCCAAGCAGUCGACUGAACGGCGUCAACGUCACAUACUCACCGGGCGGCCAUGUCGCUGGUAUCCAGAGGGGAACCAUGUCGGUCCGAAUGGAAUAUGACCAGAAUGGGAGGAUCGCGUCAAAGAUAUUUGCAGACGGAAAGUCGUGGAGCUACACCUAUCUUGAAAAGUCUAUGGUACUACUCCUAUACAGCCAGCGACAAUACAUCUUUGAGUUUGACAAGAAUGACCGCCUCUCUUCGGUCACCAUGCCCAAUGUUGCCAGACAGACCUUGGAGACCACCCGUUCCAUCGGUUACUACAGAAACACAUACAGACCCCCUGAGGGCAAUGCUACGGUUUUGCAGGAUUACAGCGAAAGUGGCCUGCUUCUUCAGACCAUCCAUCAAGGAACAGGGCGUAGAGUUAUGUACAAGUAUGGCAAGCUCUCCCGUUUGCUCGAAAUCCUUUACGAUACGACACGGAUUGCCUUUUCUUACGAUGAAUCUGCCGGUAUGCUUAAAACCGUGGGCCUACAAAGCGAUGGCUUCGCGUGCACCAUACGGUACAGGCAGAUCGGACCUCUGAUUGACAGGCAGAUCUUUCGCUUCAGUGAAGAAGGCAUGGUGAACGCUCGCUUUGACUACAACUACGACAACAGCUUUCGAGUUACGAGCAUGCAAGCGGUCAUCAAUGAAACGCCGCUGCCCAUUGACCUCUACCGCUACGACGACGUUUCGGGCAAAACUGAGCAGUUUGGCAAGUUUGGAGUCAUCUACUAUGAUAUCAACCAGAUCAUUACUACAGCUGUCAUGACCCACACCAAACACUUUGACGCUUAUGGACGCGUCAAAGAGGUGCAGUACGAGAUUUUCCGUUCGCUAAUGUACUGGAUGAUGGUGCAGUACGACAACAUGGGUCGAGUGGUUGCCAAGGAGCUUAAGGUUGGGCCUUACGCAAAUACCACUCGUUACGCCUAUGAGUAUGACGCCGAUGGCCAGCUCCAGGUCGUGUCCAUCAAUGACAAACCUCUGUGGCGCUAUAGUUAUGACCUGAAUGGAAACUUACAUCUUCUGAGUCCCGGUAAUAGCGCCAGACUUACACCACUGCGCUAUGACAUACGGGAUCGCAUCACACGAUUAGGUGACGUACAGUACCGACUGGACGAGGAUGGUUUCCUCAGACAAAGAGGCAAUGAUUUCUUUGAAUACAACUCUGCUGGACUGCUGGUUAAAGCCUACAGCAAAGUCGGCGGAUGGACUAUCAAGUACCGCUAUGAUGGAUUGGGCAGGAGAGUGUCCAGCAGAAGUAGCCAAGGCCACCAUCUGCAGUUCUUCUAUGCCGACUUGUCCAGCCCCACCAGAGUCACUCACAUGUAUAACCACUCAAGCUCAGAAAUCACCUCACUCUACUAUGACCUUCAGGGCCACCUCUUUGCCAUGGAGCUGAGCAGUGGUGAUGAGUUUUAUGUCGCCUGUGACAACAUCGGCACACCGUUGGCUGUUUUUAGCGGUGCUGGCAUCAUGAUCAAACAGAUACUACGUACAGCUUUCGGAGAGGUGUAUCUAGACUCGAACCCGAGCUUCCAGCUAGUCGUAGGCUACCUGGGUGGCCUCUACGAGCCACUUACCAAACUUGUCCACAUGGGCCGCAGAGAUUACGAUGUUCUUGCUGGCCGUUGGACCACUCCUGACCAUGAUGUUUGGAAGCGGCUUAACAGCAACAACAUUGUGCCCUUCAACCUCUACAUGUUCAAGAACAACAACCCCCUGAGCAACAGCCAAGAAACAAAGUGCUACAUGACAGAUGUUAACAGCUGGUUGGUGACGUUUGGUUUCCAACUGUACAAUGUAAUUCCGGGCUAUCACAAACCUGUCACUGAUGCCAUGGAGCCUUCUUAUGAGCUCAUUCAUACUCAGAUGAAGACUCAGGAGUGGGACAGCACCAAGUCUGUGUUGGGGGUCCAGUGUGAAGUCCAGAGGCAGCUGAAGUCUUUCGUACGGUUGGAGCGGUUCGAACAGAUCUAUGGAGCGAGUGAUUCUGGUUGCCCUCAGACGCCUCUCCGCACCCUCUUUGCCACGGGCAGCUCGUUGUUCGGCAAGGGCGUCAAAAUAGCAAUCCGGGAGGGCCGGGUGACCGCCGACAUCAUUAGCGUGGCCAAUGAAGAUGGGCGGCGGAUAGCGGCAGUGCUCGACAAGUCCCUGUACCUGCAGGAUUUACACUUCACCAUCGUGGGCUUAGACACCCACUACUUUGUCAAAUCAGGACCGGUAGAGGGUGACCUUGCCCUUCUGGGCAUGACGGUAGGCCAGCGGACCCUGGAGACUGGUGUUAAUGUAACAGUCUCACAAGUCAACACGGCGCUUGGUGGCCGUACGCGUCGCAUAACUGACAUUCAGCUGCAGUACGAUGCGCUGAGCCUAAACGUUCGCUACGGCAGCAGUCCAGACGAAGAAAAGGUCCGUGUGCUGGAGCUUGCACGGCAAAGGGCAGUCGCGGCCGCCUGGGCUCGUGAGCGUCACAGAUUAAGGCAAGGAGAGGAAGGCACUCGAGCUUGGACGGACGCAGAACGGCAGCAACUUCUGAGCUCUGGACGCGCGCAGGGCUACGAGGGCUUCUACAUAGUGUCGGUCGAUCAGUUUCCCGAAUUAGCUGACAGCGUAAACAACAUCCAAUUCUUGCGACAGACCGAGAUGGGCCGCAGGUGACAUGAUCGCAGGGGAAACGCACGCUCGGACAAGGCGUCCAGGACUUCUUGCCAAAGACAAGUUGCUUUUGUGACCAUAUUGUUUUACUUUAUUUUUACGUUGACUUGUUUUUUUAAUACAUGACGUACGCGGUUGCGAACAAUUGCACUGUAUGGACAGCGGAGUGCCCUUCUCAUUUUUUUGUACUACUUAAACCCUCUCUGCCCUUCGAGUGCGGCUGCUAAAAGAGGACAUAUGGCGGUGUUGGAGGUUUAUUUGGUUCUGCCUUCGUGUUUGUGGGUUUGCUCAAAUGAAUAUAGAAAGAGGAGUGGUAACGCAUUAUGCUCACUGGCUCAGCCUGCUGCCAGACGAGCAGAUUGUUAUUCACAAGCUUCACUCCACUCUGCCUUUUCCCGCGCCAAGGAGAGACCUCUUUUAAUCGCUUCUUUUUAUACUUGAAAGCCCACCGGCUGUGUCAUACAGUACUUAAACAAGGACGUUGAUGUUUGUGGUUCAUUGCUACUAGUUCAGGUUCCCGACUAAGCUCAUCUCAUGUUGAAAACUUGUUGUGAUGUCUUGUAAUAUUUUGGGACUGAGUGGUUUGCUAGUAACAUCCAUAUGUUUUUAUUUUAUUUUGAUCAAUAGCUUGAGUUCAAUUAAUGUGGAAGAUGUAUGUAAGCAUACAUUAAAUGUCUGAAAAUAGCUAGCCCUAUGGUCCAGUUACCUUGUAUGAAAUUGGCACAGCUCCGUUGCAAAAUCUAGUUUGCCGCAUACCAGAACAUCGUUUUUCUUUACCGUAGAAAAUUAUGCUUCCUUUUCGCCUGUCCUUUUUAAAUUAGUUAAUCCCACAAUGCACUAAAUAAAUCUAUAAAAAAUAUUUCAGUUAAAUUUUAAAUGGACUAUUUAACCACGGUUUUCUUGCGCCAUGUAUUUUUAUGCUAAUUUAAUAAUGCAGAUGUUAGCAUAGCCACAUGCUAAUAUCAGAAUCCAUCCGUUUUUCCAAUUUUUGUUGCACACAAUCCAUCCUAAAUAAUAUUUGAAACUAGAAUUAGUAUGUUCCUACAGAGCCCCUAAGGUGACAUUGGAGUAAAAAAAUAAAAGUUUAGUUUCAUGUGUUCACGUGAAACUUUCAUGUGCUCACGCGAAACCUUCAUGUGCAGAAUUUUUUUUAAAGUUUAGUUUUGCGUGCUAACGAGAAACUAUCGCGCAGGCACGUGAAACUAUCAUGCGCACAUGAAACUAUCGCGGGCGUAUGUGAAAGCGGAAGUUUCACGUGAGCAUGCAAAACUACACGCGGUAGUUUCACGUGAGCACGCGAUAGUUUUACGUGAGCACGCGAUAGUUUUAUGUGAGAAUGCGGUAGUUUUACGUGAGCACGCGAUAGUUUUAUGUGAGCACGCGAUAAUUGCACGUGCACACACGAAACUAAACUUUAUUUAAUUUUUGCUCCAUGUGCCCUUAGGGCCUCCAUACGUUCCCGAUCAUAGUACACUGAAAAAAAUUAAUUAUUUUAUUUACUCAAUUUUUUAAGGUAAGUGGUUGCAAUGAAUUUAUUUAAGCUACAUUUAAACACAAAAAGAGAAAAAUAAAAUAAAAAACUUUUGUUAAAAUUAAGCUUAAAUUAAUUGAUUGCAACCACUUACCUAAAAAAAUUAGUAAAUUGAAUGAAUAUUUUUUUUCAGUCUAUGUUGAACAGGCUAUCCUUGAAUUGCUAUUUCUGGUUAAAAUUUGAAGUUCAGAUCAAUGCACACUUUUGCACAACGCUGAUACUGACACAACUGAUUGUGGGAGGGGGAUUAGUGAUGCAUCACUAUAACCUACAACCCAUCAUCCAUUUUAUAUUUUUCUUGGACACUGCCUUAUGGGACGUACACCACAUGCAGAUUCAACAAUUUGCGCAAGUAGAUUACAUACAAAAUUAAUGUAAAGACACGUAUAGACGCAAACUCGCAUGGUGCAGUGCGAAUUACGCGAAUUGGCCGGUUCGAUUGCCGUGAAAACAUACGCUAUUCACAUCAAACAUGUAUUCGCGCAAGUUGAAAAGAAUUAACUAAAGCGAAAAAUUUAAGUUAAACCCUGCGAAUAAUCUAAAGCAAGGAAGGCGAUGUUUUGUGUUUGGUGUGUACGCAGCAUUAGAAUUAAACAGCACGGUGGCUUGCUAGUUUUUGCAACAGAGCUUUACUAAAGUCAUUAUUAGAAAGAUUUAUUUCUUUUAACAAAACACUAUAAUUUCACAUAAGCGUUAGUUUAAUACCUAGCAACACUCAGAGAAACGUACAAAAUGUGAACUGUUGUCCCUUAUAUUGCUAAUUGUUGUACUUGAACAAUGCCUAGUGUUUAAACACAUGGAAUAAAGUCCAGAAAAGGUCAGUCAAUUAAAUUGAUUCGGGUUUACGGCUUCAGCAAAAAGACCAUUCAUAUGGACCAUUCCUAAGAAUGACAGUAUUUAUUUUAGAGCUGUGUUUUUUGAGGAGUAAACAUCAUCACGUUUUGUCAAUGAAAUAAACGCUUCAAGCGUCCAAUGGCAUGAAUGCUUAAAAAUGAAGCACAUAACUUAAACAAGCUCUCCGACUUGUUGGUUUUUUAAAAGAAAUAUUUGGAGUGCUAUGAACAUUGCAUAUUACGGUAAGGACAGGUGACAACCCCUGCAAUUUGCCUUUUUCUCCCUAGGGUCAGUGUCGCAAGUGCUCUGAAUGCAAAAAUAAGACCCUCGAAACUCUGGUUAGAGGUUGAAAUGCACGUCUACCGUACCUGGCAACAAACCAUCGCUACGUCUCCCAGAGCUUGAAAUGAUUUUGCGGGACCCAUUUCUGAUCGGAUGGCGUUAAUACUGUACGCCGAACAUCGGUGGAUCACACUACCAUUCGGUGUACGAAUCUGUCGCUGCUAUCACUCUUGGGAUGAGCACUUGGGAACGGUCACAGUGGCGAGCUGAUCAAGUGCUUUAAGCUGUAAAAUACCAUCAAGCAUAUUUUGUUUUAUUUUUAUCGUCAUUAAAUGCAGUGGCAUCAUGAGUCUGACAACAUUGCUGUAUUUAAAAAGAAAGAAUGAAGGAUAAACACAUCGUGAUAAAUUGCACUGAGAACUACAUUGUAAGGCUUUUAUUUUUUCUUAACGUUUUGGACUCAUUUUGAUUGAUUGUUUGUUUGUUUGUUCUCAACACUGUGUUUCUAAACGCUGUAAAUAAAACGAGAAGAAAAUGGGCUGUAAAUACAAUGCAGAUGUAGAUACCUUUUAGAGCUACUGCAGUCAAUCUGUUUAGUCUUUAGUUAAAGACGAAAAAAUAAAGGAUAUUUUGUGUUUACAU